AUGUCAUUCGAAACCAUUGACAAACUCAAUCGUGAUUUUGAGCAUAAUUUUAAUAAUGGUCAAAUAAGUGAAGCUGUUGGUAGCUAUGCUGAUGAUGCUCGACUAUUUGCUCCGGACAAUCAAGUUUAUCAAGGUGCAGAUCAAAUUAAAAAAUAUUAUUCGGAAACGAGAAAAGUCGGAAAUACACACGUUGAUUUACAAACUAAACAAGUUAUUCAGUGUGAUUCAAACUAUCUUAUUGAAAUAAGUUCUUACAAAGUAAAUGCCGAGGCAGGAAAUUAUGUUGUCAUCUGGAGAAAAGAUGGUCAAGCUUGGAAAAAAAUCAUCGACAUAUUCAAUUGA
Messenger RNA from Rotaria socialis, 342 nucleotides. NCBI's taxonomy places the organism in Eukaryota, Metazoa, Rotifera, Eurotatoria, Philodinida, Philodinidae. The record is from the annotation of a GenBank genome assembly.